AGAGUCAAUAACCUUCGUGCUGAAGCAGACGCUGCUAAUGCACGUGCAGAUGAAGCACUAGCCCAGGUGAAGGUACUUGAAGAGGAAAAGAGAACUAAAGAGGAAGAACUGGAAAACGUGAAAAAUAAACUUGCUCGGGUUGAAGCUGACCUUGAAGAAACUGAGAAACGCUUGGCUGAGACGACAAAUAAACUUCGAGAGAGCGACUUACGAGCAGAACAAGCUGAAAGAAAAGUCCAGGUUCUCGAAAACCAAACAUCAGAACUCGAAACAAAGGCUGAAGAAUGGAAAGAGAAACAUCAGCGGGCUCAGCAGGAGCUCGAAGAAACAAUCAAAUCUCUUGACGGUAUUUGA
Molecule: messenger RNA, 354 nt
Organism: Paraglomus occultum
Lineage: Eukaryota; Fungi; Glomeromycota; Glomeromycetes; Paraglomerales; Paraglomeraceae
Source: the annotation of a GenBank genome assembly